This is a messenger RNA of Ostertagia ostertagi, 1065 nucleotides long. The record is from the annotation of a GenBank genome assembly. NCBI's taxonomy places the organism in Eukaryota, Metazoa, Nematoda, Chromadorea, Rhabditida, Trichostrongylidae.
AUGUUAAUAUCGCGACUACGUGUUGCAAGAUCUCGUCCGACAACGAAUGGAAGUAAAGAUCCAUUAACACUUCUCCCAUCACAUAUUGUACUACGUAUUAUGGCCUAUCUAGAUCCAGUUCUCGUGUAUCCCGUUACUGGCGCGCUUGUUUGUUCUGAACCAAUGCUAUGGCGGACACUCUGUCAACGUAGCGGCGGUGGAAGUGUCGACUCUGGUUCUGCGGAAGCAGAAUCAUCUCAAUUACGAAGCCAUACAUCUGAAUGUGGUACAGUUCGAUGGAAAGAAGCGUUUUCCGAAAGAUACAGGCUUUGGAGAAAUUGGCAUGCAGGGCGCUGUGUAGUACGCACGUUUACGGGUCACACUCAAGGCAUCACAUGUGUUCAAUUUGAUGAUGAUCGAAUCGUUAGUGGUUCGUCUGACACCACUAUACGCAUCUGGGACUUGAGAGGAUCAAGCGAUGUUGGAAACCUUGGAACAAUGGCACUGAAUGGUCAUUCGGCUACUGUUCGCUGUUUGGACUUGAAUGGAAACGUCUUGGUGUCUGGUUCCAAUGAUUUUUCGAUUAAAGUAUGGAAUGUUGAUGUCAACCCGAGAUGGUCUUCUAUUGGAUGUCGUAUGACGAUGCUCGGCCAUUCGAAUUAUGUUCGGUGCCUGCAGGGUAUGGCGGACUCUUCGUCAGGCUAUGGAUUGCAUGCAAUACGGGAGGGUGUGCGAACACUUGGUGGACACAACGAUUCGGUAUUAUGCGUGCAGUACCGCGAUCGAGACUCAUUGGCUGUGUCUGGAUCUGCAGACAAUUCCAUCAAAUGUUGGGACACAAGGACGGGCAGGCCGGAAAUGACAAUACAUAAUGCACAUGAUAACGCGGUCACGUGUGUUCGUUUCGAUGAUCAUCGCAUCGUUUCUGGUAGUGUCGACAGGAUGAUAAAAAUGUGGGAUGUACGAACAGGGAAGUGCAUGCAUACUAUCGAUUGGAAAUUGGCUGAGGGUCACACUGGGGUAGUCCGCUGCCUUCAAGUGGACACAUGGAGGAUUGUAAGCGCAGCAGAUGACAGAACAAUCAAG